Penicilliopsis zonata CBS 506.65 is the source of this 675-nucleotide messenger RNA. RefSeq lists its product as hypothetical. The record is from RefSeq and is a predicted model, not a curated record. The coding region runs from base 1 to 675 and encodes 224 amino acids. Gene Ontology annotation, molecular function: inositol diphosphate tetrakisphosphate diphosphatase activity; phosphatase activity. Gene Ontology annotation, cellular component: cytoplasm. The transcript is spliced from 4 exons. Lineage: Eukaryota; Fungi; Ascomycota; Eurotiomycetes; Eurotiales; Aspergillaceae. Gene Ontology annotation, biological process: dephosphorylation.
AUGGCGUUUCCCCUUCGUUCUAAGCCUUCGAAUGGCACUCUUCAUGGCAACACCGAAAACACAAAGCAGGUUGAACGCGUCUCUUCUUCCCUGCCGGAAAACUUCGGAGAGGUCAUUCCUGGCAUGAUUUACCGGAGCUCGUUUCCUUUGACUGAAAACCUGGGUGCGCUGGAAAAGCUCAAUCUGAAGUCCAUAAUUACAUUCGUCGAAGAGCCAUACUCAAACAGCCACAUUGAGUUCCUGGAGCGCAACAAGAUCUCCCACCUUCGCAUCGUGCUGGAUGCUAAUAAAGUUGGGCGAGCUUCGAUUGACGACGAGGCAGUCAAAAGAAUCCUUAUGACAAUCCUGUCUAAGGAGCGCCAUCCUAUUCUGAUCCACUGUAAUAAAGGCAAACACCGCACCGGCUGCGUCGUUGCUUGCUUCAGAAAGGCUAUUGGCUGGCCCCUCGACCGAAUUAUCAGGGAGUAUCGCGACUAUGCCGGUUCGAAAGCCCGUGCUCUUGAUGAAGUCUUCAUUAGCAAAUUCAACGCGCAGUCCCUGCGUUCCACGGUAGCUGCGACGGGUGCUGCCGCUUGGAUCCAUAGACCUGUGCCUAGCGGUGAUCCUGUUGAUGUCCUGGCUAGAAGAGUCGCUCGGGCGUCGAUGGAUGAAAACAAUAUUCACCGUCUUAUGUGA